AUGAACAAGCUGGAGUACUCGCGGCGCAAUGGCACGCAAAAGAUCCGAAUUACAAUUCUCUGCGCCCGCAAUCUGGCCCGGAAAGACUUGUUCCGACUGCCCGAUCCGUUCGCCAAAAUUCUCGUGGAAGGUACGACCCAGGAGUACACGACAGAAAUCUGCAAAGCAUCGAUUGAUCCGCGCUGGAACUCACACUACGAUCUGUUCCUCGGGAAGAACGAUAACAUCAUCAUUUCGAUCUACAACCAUCGGAAGCUGCACAAACGGCAAGCCUUUCUCGGCUGUGUGCGGAUUGUGGCCUCCGGCAUUCAGCUUCUGCGUGAUACGGGAUAUCAACGGUUGGAGCUGGUGAAACGUUCGCAGGAUGAUCCGGAUCCGGUCAAGGGGCAGAUCAUUGUGUCGCUAAUGUCGCGCGACAGCGCCACCGGUGGUAAUCCGCUCGCAAUCGUUAGCCCGGCCGGGGACGUACGGGUGCCGGACGAUGAUGAUGCGACGGACGACACGCUCAUCGUCGAGCAGCAGUUGCCCCAGGGCUGGGAAGAACGUUCGACACAGAAUGGCCGCACGUACUAUGUGAACCAUUACACCAAAACCACGCAAUGGCCACGGCCAACCGAACCGGCCGGUCCGCUCGGCCGUCAGACGGCAAACAAUGCUGCCACACCCCUGGCCGUCAAUGGGAACGUGAACGGUGGGGGCGGCGGCCUACCUGCGCAACAGCAGCACAUUCUCGGCAGUCCGACCAACACGCCGGCUAAUGGGGUCGGUGAGGAACCGGGCUGUCCCACGAUACCGGCCGGUCCGUCCAAGUCAGCCACCAACAACAGCAUCAAUAGUAUUCAGUCGAACGAUUCCGGUAGCCGGCGGCAUUCGGCCGAAAUACUGGUCAGCUCGAACAAUAAGGAAAACUGCAUCAACCAGCAACACCAUCAGCAGCAGCAUAAUGGGAAGGACCAUUCGCAGCGCAACGGAGGCAAAGAUGUGGACGGUAACGGUGUGCGGGAGGGGUUGGUAAAUGGUAACGGUGGUGGUACGCCCGCCCACAACAGGCACCGAAAUGAUGCGAAAAGCCCGGUUCGCAUACAGGACGAGUCGAUUCUGAUCACGCCGAGCUCCUCCAAUACGAGCCCGCUGAGUGAAAUUAAUAGUCCGAUAACGUCACCGAAGCAGCAGGACGUUUCGCCCCGUUCUGGUAACGGUGGAAGGGAACCGCAACAAGUCACCGGAGUAACGAACGCCAUCGGAGCGCUUGCGAUCGACACACCGAGCGCGGUUCGGUCGCCUACCGGCACGAAUGCAACCACCGGUGGACAGUGUGUGGUGGUGGUGAACGGUAGUGGUGGUGGUGUUACUAACUUCAGCAGCCCCAACCAUCAACAUUCGCGCAGCGGUGGUGAUUCGAGUGUACCCGGUGGAGGUGGACAAACCCAUCCAGCAGCAAAACCCACGGUGCCUUCGUACUUGCCGCUGAAUGCGAGCAACAACACCAAUGGAGGAACCAACAAUAGUACAUCCAACGGUGUUAGCAAUCAUAGCAAUAGUUCUUCCGGUCCCGACACCAUCGGUGGUGGUGGGACGGGUGGUGGUGGCGGUGGAAGAUCACAACAUCAGCACCAUCACGGAACACCUGCCGGGGAAAGUUGUCAUCGGGAAGGGUCGGCAUCGCGAUAUAAUCGGACCCGUUCCGGAAGGCACGCGGAAGAUCCUAAUCGACGGCGUACUUCACGCGAUAGGCCACCCCGACCAUCGAUGGGUGUUAUGGGUGGGCACCAAGCCCGGUCUGGCGCACCCUUCAUCCGACCAGCAGUAGAUCUUCCCCAUGGCUAUGAAAUUCGAACAACCCAACAGGGACAGGUGUACUUCUAUCACAUACCAACGAAGCAGUCUACAUGGCACGAUCCACGAAUACCGCGCGAUUUCGACACGCAAAACCUAACGACGGAAACGCUCGGUCCACUGCCGCACGGCUGGGAACAGCGGAAAACGGCAUCCGGGCGGGUGUAUUUCGUCGAUCACAACAACCGCACGACGCAGUUCACCGAUCCAAGGAUAAAUAUGCACAUCCUGCAGAUGAUACGGCGGCAGAACAGUACGACAGCAUCGCCACCACCGGCUACCACUACUACUACCGGCAGUAACGGAUGCUCGUCGGUUGCGCUAUCACCGCUGUCCGGCGCGGGACCACAAGUCCCGAACGGUAGUGGCGGUUCGAACCGACAUGCAGCCCUGGCGGAAGCAGUCAACGCUAUUACCAACGGAGACGCGCAUCACCAUUCGCCGAGGGGUGCAACCGUAAGCAAUAACAUUCCCGACCUACCGCAGGGCCUGAUGGACAGUGCCGACCUGCUGCCAAAGUAUCGGCGCGAUCUGGUCGGCAAGAUACGGGCACUGCGGCAAGAGUUGCAGCUGCUACAGCCACAAUCUGGUCACUGUCGGUUAGAGGUGUCUCGAAAUGAAAUUUUUGAGGAGAGCUAUAGACUGAUCAUGAAGAUGCGUCCCAAAGAUAUGCGCAAACGGUUGAUGGUGAAGUUUAAGGGCGAGGAAGGGCUGGAUUAUGGCGGGGUGGCCCGUGAAUGGUUGCACCUUCUGUCGCGUGAAAUGCUCAACCCACAGUACGGAUUGUUCCAGUACAGCCGGGAUGAUCACUACUCACUGCAAAUCAAUCCAGACUCGGGCGUUAAUCCAGAGCAUCUGUCUUACUUUCACUUCGUCGGGCGCAUUCUGGGCAUUGCCGUGUUUCACAAUCACGUGCUGGAUGGUGGUUUUACGCUGCCGUUCUACAAGCAGCUGCUCAACAAACCGAUCACACUCUCCGACAUCGAGGACGUCGAUCCGGACCUGCACCGUAGUUUAACGUGGAUGCUUGAAAACAAUAUGACGGGUGUAAUUGAUUCGACGUUCAGCGUGGAAAACAACAGCUUCGGUGUGCUGAAGGUGCACGAGCUGAAACCGAACGGGGCCUCCGUCCCGGUGACCGAGGACAACAAGCGGGAGUACGUGAAGCUGUACGUGAACUAUCGGUUUAUGCGUGGCAUCGAACAGCAAUUUUUAGCUCUCUCAAAAGGAUUCGGUGAACUGAUUCUAAGCCAUCUGCUUCGGCCCUUCGACGAGAGGGAAUUGGAGCUACUGAUCAGCGGUAUUAGUCAGAUCGAUGUGAACGAUUGGAAGGCCAACACGCGGCUAAAGCAAUGCACCACCGACACACCACAGAUCGUGUGGUUCUGGCAGAUCGUGGAAUCUUACUCACCGGAGAUGCGCGCCCAGCUGCUACAGUUCGUGACGGGUUCGUGCCGUGUACCGUUGCAAGGUUUCCGCGCACUGCAAGGUUCGACCGGUGCCGUCGGUCCACGGCUGUUCACCAUCCACCUGACCGCAGACGUACCGAUCCAGAACCUACCGAAGGCGCACACCUGCUUUAACCGGCUCGAUCUACCGAUGUACGAUUCGUACCAGCUAAUGUACGACAAAUUGACGCAGGCCGUCGAAGAGACGUGUGGAUUCGCGGUAGAGUAG
This is a messenger RNA of Anopheles marshallii, 3513 nucleotides long. It is a transcript of the gene Smurf, whose product is annotated as E3 ubiquitin-protein ligase Smurf1. Gene Ontology annotation, biological process: ubiquitin-dependent protein catabolic process; negative regulation of BMP signaling pathway. Gene Ontology annotation, molecular function: ubiquitin-protein transferase activity; protein binding. The coding region runs from base 1 to 3513 and encodes 1170 amino acids. The transcript has 12 exons. The record is from RefSeq and is a predicted model, not a curated record. Lineage: Eukaryota; Metazoa; Arthropoda; Insecta; Diptera; Culicidae.